This is a messenger RNA of Meloidogyne enterolobii, 633 nucleotides long. NCBI's taxonomy places the organism in Eukaryota, Metazoa, Nematoda, Chromadorea, Rhabditida, Meloidogynidae. The record is from the annotation of a GenBank genome assembly.
AUGCGUAAUAUUUUGUUAAUCAAUUCUCGUCAUUACCCUUCGUUAUUUAGUUUUAGAACUGCUGUUUCUGCUGCUUCUGUUCAAGGCCCAAAUAUUAAGGCAUUUGAAGUUUAUCGUUAUAAUCCAGAAACUCCAGAAGUUAAACCUCAUUUACAGAAAUAUGAUAUUGAUUUAAAUAAAUGUGGACCUAUGGUUUUGGAUGUUUUGAUUAAAAUUAAAAAUGAAAUAGAUCCAACUUUGACAUUUCGUCGUUCAUGCCGUGAAGGGAUUUGUGGUUCUUGCUCUAUGAAUAUAAAUGGAGAAAAUACACUUGCCUGUAUUUGUCAUAUUGAUAAAAAUUCGAAUAAAUCUACAAAGAUUUAUCCACUUCCUCAUAUGUAUGUUGUUAAGGAUUUAGUUCCCGAUAUGACACUUUUCUAUCAACAAUAUGGUUCAGUACAGCCUUGGCUACAAAAGAACAAACCUCUAAAUUUGGGAGAAAAGGAAAUGUAUCAAACAAUCGAAGAGAGAGCUAGUCUUGACGGUCUUUAUGAAUGUAUUUUGUGUGCCUGUUGCAGUACUUCGUGUCCUUCUUAUUGGUGGAAUCCCGAUAAAUAUUUGGGGCCUGCAGCGCUUCUUCAAUCAUAUAGGUAA